Coccomyxa subellipsoidea C-169 is the source of this 1481-nucleotide messenger RNA. RefSeq names its product adenosine kinase isoform 1T-like protein. Gene Ontology annotation, biological process: purine ribonucleoside salvage. Gene Ontology annotation, cellular component: nucleus; cytosol. Gene Ontology annotation, molecular function: adenosine kinase activity. The transcript has 9 exons. Lineage: Eukaryota; Viridiplantae; Chlorophyta; Trebouxiophyceae; Coccomyxaceae. Bases 110 to 1153 code for a protein of 347 amino acids. The record is from RefSeq and is a predicted model, not a curated record.
GCCAACCAAAAUAACAUUCUUUGAUCACAAAAGAGCAUCUCCAAAGACAGAUAUUAUAUUUAAACAGAUUCUCAAUAAAUUUUCUGAUCAGUUCUUCUUAGGUGCAUAGAUGAGCGGCCUGGUCAAAUGCCUGCUCGGGAUGGGCAACCCUCUGCUGGACAUCAUGGCUGAUGUCGAUCAGGCAAUUCUGGACAAGUAUGAGAUCAAGCUCGCUGACCAGAUCCUGGCAGAGGACAAGCACCAACCCCUUUUCAAGGAGCUUGCGGCCAAGAGCGACGUGCAGUACGUAGCUGGUGGAGCCACGCAGAACUCCAUCCGCGCAGCGCAGUGGCUGCUGCAGGUCCCAGGCGCCACAUCCUACUUUGGGUGUGUCGGCGAUGAUGAGUACGCUGAGAAGCUUCGCAAGGCCGCUCAGGACGGCGGCGUCAAUGUGCAAUACCAUGUGGACACAUCGACGCCCACUGGGACAUGCGCGACGGCUGUCAUGGGAGGCGAGCGCUCCCUGGUAGCCAACCUGGCAGCCGCCAACAACUACAAGGUGGACCACGUGAAGCAGCCGGAGAACUGGGCACUAGUGGAGGCGGCGCGCGUCAUCUACUCGGCCGGCUUCUUCAUCACAGUCUCCCCAGAGUCCAUCCUGCUGGUGGCCAAGCACUGUGCUGCCAACAACAAGGUUUACUGCAUGAACCUCUCCGCGCCCUUCAUCUCCCAGGUGCCGCCAUUCAAGAAGACCCUCAUGGACGCGAUGCCCUACGUGGACUUCUUGUUUGGCAAUGAGACCGAGGCACGAGCGUUUGCUGAGACCGAGGGCUGGGCAACUGAGGACGUUGCCGAGAUUGCGCUGAAGGUGUCGGCCUUCCCCAAGGAGAACGGCAGCCGGCCGCGCAUUGUGGUGUUCACCCAGGGCAAGGACCCCACCAUCGUUGCCAGCUUUGGCAAGAUUGCGCAGUACCCCGUCAUCCCCCUGGCCAAGGAGAAGCUGGUGGACACCAACGGUGCCGGCGAUGCCUUUGUUGGUGGUUUCCUCAGCCAGAUUGUGGCGGGCAAGGAGAUUCCUGAAGCCGUGCGCGCGGGCAACUUUGCUGCCAACGUGGUCAUUCAGCGCUCUGGAGCCACCUUCCCCGAGAAGCCAGAUGGCUUCACAUGGCUCUAGAGCAGCUGGCCGAGGUUCCCUGGCAGAAAGAUUAAUCAGCGGCUGUCCGGGUGGAGGCAGCUGCUUCUGUUGUGUCCUGCUGGUCGAUGCAUGCUCUGCAAAGAAACCCUCACUGAACUGUUCAGGCCUAUUUAGAGAUCAUCUUUAGUGCAAUGGAGAUUACUCACGUAGGUGCAACAUGCGUCAAAGCGAUGAUUCUACAUAACAAGAAGAAUUUGGAAAUCCUCAUGGCUCUACAGUGACCCCAAUAUGAUUUAGCUGCAGACUGCUGCAUCUCUGUCUCGGUCUACAAGUACUGAGUGGGAAAUAUUUAACCGGCGUCCAGAUC